Messenger RNA from Linum trigynum, 3282 nucleotides. The record is from the annotation of a GenBank genome assembly. Lineage: Eukaryota; Viridiplantae; Streptophyta; Magnoliopsida; Malpighiales; Linaceae.
UAUUAAAAUUGUACACAACUAAAAAGAUUACGUGAAUCAUAGCUAUAUUAAAUCUAUGUCUAAACUUUAAGCCGGAAAAUGCAUUAGAUUAGGAAGAUCAUGAGAGAAAAACAUGACAAAAUAUCUUAAUUUUCUAAUAAGUAUGACUAUAUACGACUUAAAUUUUUUUUGUAUACGAACUUAUACCAAUAGUUAGAACACGGAUUGAGUCGGGUUCUACGGGUUGUAUAAUCCAAUAUCCAAACCCAACCCAAAAGAGGCGGGUUGUAAAAAAAAAACCCUCACCCAACCCAAAAUCUUAGUUUUAGCGAUAAAUACUUGUGGGUUGGGUCGGUUUGCGGGUGAGUUUGUUCAUCCCUAAAUGUGACUAUCCAUUCCCAGCAGCAUGCAAGAUUCUGUGGCUGCAAUGGUGCUUUUGUUUUUGUGGAGAAGGUCUAACUUAUCUCUAUUAAACCAGUAAAAUUUCAUCCUACUCCUUACUUAGCAAUGUCAUGACAAAUUACUAUAAUGCGAUGGGAUGCUACUACGAAUGAUUAUGAACGGAAUCAUUUAAUUAUGUUCAUAUUUGAAGUUAACGAAACUUAACAUCAAGAGUGUUUCAUUUUCUCGUACUUGCGCGUUGUGCCAUUUGAUGCAUAAUCCAUCAAGCUAAUCUCUUUUUGAUUCGACUAUUUGGACCAUCAAUUGAGAAACUUGAUCAUGAAGGACUUUCAUGAUCAACUGUGUUUAUUUAUAGGUUGGAUUUUUGUUAUGAAAACUGAAAUUAUUUUGAAUGUCAUACAAUCGCACGCAUAUCAAACCUAUUCAUAUGGACAACGAAUGGAAUUCAAUAAUCUCCAAGAUAGAAAGUGAAUGAGUGAAAUUGUCGAUUUAUUCUCUUCAUUUGUAGCUUCCGAAAAUACCCUAAUUCUCUUCCGCCGUUAGAUGAGAAAUAGAUAUCAUGUACGGGUGAGAUUGACUUCGCCAUCUACUCGACCAAAUGGGGUUCAGCACCCUAACGUCCCUCUGCUCGAUAAUAUUUGGAAAUCCACCUCUGCUUUCUACUUUUCUUCUCCUGAAAACGGUCUUUCGAACAGAUGGCGCUUCCCGCGCUUUCUUCAACUACCCAACUCCCACACCGCCAGCCGCCGCCACCACCACCGCCGGAUGUGAAACCGCCGCACCAAAUCCAAACGCGAACUCCUUCAAAAUCGAACCUUUCCACCAAACAACACACCUAUCAUCAGCAGCCAGUAGACCCCACAGUUUCAUGGACCUCUUCCAUUUCCCGCCUCUGCCGCAGCGGCCGCCUCGCUCAAGCCGCCACGCUCUUCACCCAGAUGCGCCUCUCCGCCGUCGAACCGAACCACGUCACCUUCAUAACCCUCCUCUCCGCCUGCGCCGAUUUCCCAAAAGCGGAAGGCAGGUCCUUCGGCCCCAUGGUUCACGCCUACGUGCGGAAAUUGGGGCUGGAUCGGCAUCACGUGAUGGUCGGGACGGCGCUGGUCAAAAUGUACGGCAAGUGCGGCGAGGUGGAGCGGGCCCGGGUUUGCUUCGAUGAGCUCGAGGUGAGGAAUUCGGUUUCCUGGAACACGUUGAUUGAUGGGUACAUGAGGAAUGACGAGAUGGAUGUUGCAGUUCAGCUGUUCGACGAAAUGCCUCAAAGGGAUGCAGUUUCGUGGACACUGCUGAUCGAUGGGUUUGUUAAAAAGGGUUACUUUGAGCAAGCACUGGAGUCUUUCAGGGAGAUGCAGGUCUCCAAAGCCGAACCUGACUACGUGACUAUUAUUUCAGUCCUGGCCGCUUGCGCUAAUUCUGGCGCGCUGGGCUUGGGAUUGUGGAUCCAUCGCUAUGUCUUAAAACAAGAAUUCAGAGACAAUAUCAGGAUAAGCAAUUCAUUGAUCGAUAUGUAUGCUCGAUGUGGAUGCGUGGAGCUAGCCCGCCAGGUGUUCGACAAAAUGCUCAACAGAACUCUUGUCUCGUGGAAUUCAUUGCUAGUUGGUCUAGCAGCAAACGGGUUUGCAGAAGAAGCCCUACGAUACUUUGAACUGAUGCAGGAACAAGGAUUUGUGCCAGAUGGAGUCAGUUUCACCGGCGCUCUCACCGCCUGUAGCCAUGCCGGUUUCGUCGAAGAAGGACAAAAGUACUUCAACCUCAUGACAAAGAAGCUCAAAAUCUCCCCCAGGAUCGAACACUACGGAUGCAUGGUAGACCUUCACAGUCGAGCAGGAAACUUAGAAGCUGCAAUCAAAGUAAUCGAAACCAUGCCCAUGAAACCGAACGAAGUCAUACUGGGAUCCCUUCUAACAGCCUGUAGAACUCACGAAGAUACUGCAGUGGCCGAAAAAGUAAUGAGCCGUGUCGUUGAUCUACAGCCUGAUGUCGAUUCAAAUUAUGUGAUACUGGCCAAUCUAUACGCGGGUGCAGGGAAGUGGGAAGGAGCUAGCAAGGUUAGGAGGAAAAUGAAGGCGCUUGGAAUAAGAAAGACACCAGGGUUUAGCUCGAUUGAAGUUGGACCGAGCAUUCACGAGUUUGUGGCUGGCGAUAAAUCUCACGAUGAUGCUGAGCAUAUAUAUGGUAUACUACAGCUAUUAUCUCACGAUCUGAAGUUACUAGGAUAUGAUCCACAGGCCAAUGAACAAGAUGUCUAUCAAGAGCAGUAAGAGAUUGCAGAGCAAAUGAAUCUCCAGAAGGCCAUCAGGAAAGUGUGAAUGUACUUAAAGCUAUUAAAUUGAACUCAGUUUGUUCUCUUGACUGAUAUCAUAUGCUGUUAUAAGCCUUGUUGUUCCUCUUUUAGCCACUUUUGGUAUCAGAGGUAACAUAAUGGAUUACUGGCAAGACUUGCAGUGAAUAUGUAGGAGCUAUGCAAUCCUUUUUGAGUCCCGUCAGGGGGAUGGAAUCUAUCCAAAUAUAGUUCAGUUGCAGUACUGGUUAUGUGCUUUUUGCAUUCAUUAGCAAGGAGUAGAGAAAUCAUCGGAGGAAGUAGAAAAGGCCGGUGAUGUCAUAACUAAUUUAAAAAUCGGGCCAAAUUCUGAGUUUGAUUGACAUGGACAGCAUUGUUUAUCUUUAUACACAAUCUGCAUUACGUUAGCAGCAGCGUCACUCUGGGAAGGGAUUUUACCUCUUUCUGUCACUAUCGUAGCAACAGAGCAUCUAGUUGCUGCUUUGCUUUGUAGUAGAGUAGUACCUGCGGAUCCAGGUUAUGAUUUGAUUGCUAUUUACUGACCACUUUUGUUUUCAUCUGUCCGAACUUUUCACCUUUCCUUUUUACAUGUUGGAAUGGUAUAAAGUAAACAAAAAAGA